GAGUCGAUAAAAAACAAAAAACUGCGUAAUUUUCUUCCGCCGCGUCCAGCAUGGCAGCCGCGGCGCCCUCGUCGGCGCGGCGAAUGUCGCACACGCAGUUCAUCGAGCUCCUCCGCCGGCGCGCCUCCUGCCCUCGCCACGGCGAGGCCCUCCACGCCUGGGCGCUCAAGUCCGGCGCCGCCUCCCACGCGCCCGUCGCCAACUCCCUCAUCAACUUCUACUCCUCGCUCCCCCGGCCCCUCCUCGCCGCCGCCUUCGCGGUGUUCGACGAUAUCCCUCCCGCCGCCCGCGACGUCACCUCCUGGAACUCCCUCCUCAACCCGCUCUCCGGCCACCGCCCGCUCGACGCGCUCUCCCGCUUCCGCUCCAUGCUCUCCUCCUCCACCGUCCUUCCGUCGCCCCAUUCCUUCGCUGCCGCCUUCACCGCCGCCGCCCGUGCGGCCUCCGCGCCCGCCGGCACCGCGGCCCACGCUCUCGCUUGCAAGAUCCCCUCUGCCGUAUCCAAUGUGUACGUGUGCACCAGCCUGCUCAACAUGUACUGUAAGCUGGGCAUUGUUUCUGAUGCUCGCAGAGUGUUCGACGGAAUGCCUCAGCGCAACUCAUUUUCCUGGUCCACCAUGGUGGCAGGUUAUGCUGCAGAGAAAUGCUCCGAGGAGGCAUUCGAUCUCUUCCGACUAAUGCUCGAAGAGUGCCCUUCUGAGAAAAGCGAGUUUGUUGCCACAGCAGUUCUCAGCGCAGUUAGUGUGCCAUUGGGUUUGCUGAUGGGGGAGCAGAUGCAUGGACUGAUUGUGAAGGAUGGGUUGCUGGAUUUUGUAUCUGUGGAAAACUCGCUUGUCACGAUGUAUGCGAAGGCUGGGUGUAUGGGUGCUGCGUUUCAUGUGUUUGAGUCAUCGAGGGAGAGGAAUUCGAUCACUUGGUCGGCGAUGAUUACUGGGUAUGCACAAAAUGGUGAGGCAGACAGUGCAGUUAGUAUGUUCUCACAGAUGCAUGCUGCUGGGUUCACACCAACAGAGUUCACUUUUGUUGGGGUUCUCAAUGCAAGUAGUGAUUUGGGAGCAUUGGCAGUAGGGAAGCAAGCCCACGGUUUGAUGGUGAAGCUUGGGUUUGAGGUUCAGAUAUAUGUGAAGAGUGCACUGGUGGACAUGUAUGCAAAAUGUGGUUGUAUUGCUGACGCAAAAGAAGGGUUUGAUCAGUUGUACGAGGUUGACAUUGUCCUUUGGACAGCGAUGGUUUCUGGGCAUGUGCAGAAUGGGGAGCACGAGGAAGCCCUGACAUUGUAUGCCAGGAUGGACAAGGAAGGUAUCAUCCCCAGUAAAUCGACUAUAGCUAGUGGUCUGAGAGCAUGUGCUGGCAUUGCAGCACUGGAACCAGGGAAACAAUUGCACACGCAAAUCGUGAAAUAUGGGUUAGGUUUGGGGGCCCCUGUUGGAAGUGCCUUGUCUACGAUGUAUUCAAAGUGUGGGAACCUUGAAGAUGGCAUGUCUGUCUUCAGAAGGAUUCCUGAUAGGGAUGUUAUUGCAUGGAACUCAAUCAUUUCUGGUUUUUCACAAAAUGGGUGUGGCAAUGGUGCACUGGAUCUUUUUGAAGAAAUGAAGAUGGAGGGCACUAUACCUGAUAAUAUAACAUUCAUUAAUAUAUUGUGUGCUUGCAGUCAUAUGGGUCUAGUUGACAGAGGAUGGGAAUAUUUUAGUUUAAUGACAAAAGAUUAUGGUUUAACUCCUAGGCUGGAUCACUAUGCUUGCAUGGUUGAUAUUCUUAGCCGAGCAGGGAUGCUUAAGGAAGCAAAGGAUUUCAUAGAGUCCAUUACUAUUGACCACGGAACAUGUUUGUGGCGUAUAGUACUAGGAGCAUGUCGCUCUUUGCGAGAUUUUGAUGUCGGAGCAUAUGCUGGUGAACGGUUGAUGGAGUUAGGUACCGGAGAUUCCUCAGCAUAUAUAUUGCUGUCAAACAUCUAUGCUUCCCAGAGAAAAUGGAAUGAUGUUGAAAGGGUGAGGCAUUUGAUGAGACUUCGAGGAGUUAACAAAGAUCCUGGAUGUAGCUGGGUUGAGCUUAACAGCCGAGUUCAUGUGUUUGUAGUUGGCGAACAGCAGCAUCCUGAAGCAGAAAAUAUAAAUGCACAGCUGAGAAGGCUAGCUAAACACAUGAAGGAUGAAGGUUACCACUCAUCAUCUAAGUUAUCGUUUGAUGAAGAGCUGGGUCCAUUGGCAGAAUCUCAUGAAGAAGAUCAACUGGAAUGGAUAUCUGCAGCUUAUAGCUGACUUUGUAAAGGAUAUGAAAAGCCCAAGAAUCAGCAAAACUUAUAAAGACAGCUUAAUUCGGCAGCCAUCUCUACAUGUUUGACAAGUUCUUCAUAUGUGCCCAAACUACCAAACUCUGGUGUGUACACCAGGAAUGAAGAAUGAUGGCGACUUUUUGAUUAGCUGAAUGGGAAGGCUAACCAUAUGCCUUGUAACACCUAAGGAACUUGUUGAGCAACUUGAACACAACUUCGCUAUGUGGUUACCACUACUAUUUCCAUAGUGGUUGGAAACUUGAAAUCCAUAUGAGUCAUGUGUUGAAACCAAGAUGAUACCAGCAUAAUGACUUCCAAUGGUCACGCUGCAGAGCUGCAUCACAAAAUUACAGCGAGACAUUGGAUGAUGUCCCACAAAAUUGCACCUGAAAAAUGGGAAGGUCUUACUGCAGAUCGUGAUGCUUUACUUCGGAGUUCAAUUUUCCUCAGUGAAAAUAGGUGGCUUUGUAGGCUAUAUUUUGGUGAAGCAGGACCAUAAUGUAAAUAGCAAUUCAGUGGCAGUUAUAGACAAAAAUCUGCAAGUGGAAAAUUGACCUGGUACCUUGGGCCAGACACUAGGCAGUAGGUGUCAUACCAAGGAAAAUUUCUGUUUUACCAGUUCCUAGUUAUAUCGUGUCCAGUCAGCAUAUUGUCAGCUUUUGUCAGCUUUCACAAGUGAGGAAUAUAUGACACAUAAUUAGUAUGGUGCCACUGAAACAUUUUAGCAAAUAACACUAUGCCAGCCUGCUCUAUAGAUACUACAGGUAGUACCAGAGAUAUCUGUUUGAUGCUUUUGUCAUUGGUCAUCGCCACUGUACCAUCAAUCUGAUCUGUCAUAUUCUACAGAAGGGGGCAGUCUGAUUGGCCAAUGCACACUGCAUUAUUCUUUUCAAGAGACUACGUCCAUGCAUAUCUAUUCAUGGGUGCCUCAAGAACAAUCUAUUCCCACCCCAUCUACUCUUAUUGCUAACUGUCAAGCAUGCGGGCUGCCUGUACCUGAGAGGAUGUGCUGGGUUUUUGUUUCGGUUUGUUUCAGAGGGAAGCUAAUCUGUCAGUUGUUUGUGGCCCAGUGCCGGAUGAGCAUUGACGUGCCUUGAAGCAUGAGUUCGCUCUGAGAUGACUGUAGUGCUAUUUCAUGAAUAAAGCUCCUGCUUACCGGUUUUGGGAAGAAAAAGGGUGCUGAGGCAUACUGGUUCCAUGGUUUGAACUGAUUUCUGAAAAUUCAACCCGUACACUAAAUCUCACUGGAAGGGCCAUUGGGGGUGCAUGACUUGCUAAUGCUAGCAUGCCGCACAGUAUGGAGAAAUCUUGGUGGAGAGGACCACGGCCAGGUCUCUCUGUGUGACGUGGUGAAUUGCUAGAGAAUAAUGAGGUCAAAAGUAGCACAUGAAACUAUGAAGUGAAUGUUAACAGAUAGCGAAAAGAUCAACCAAAGUAAGGUAACUCGUUGAAUGGUUCAAUCUUAUAGCCAUUUGGAGUUAAAGGUUUCAACUGGUCCAAUUCAAACUUCAAAACUUUGUUCAAAUCAGUAUCAUGUACUUGAGUUCUGCACCAGCUGAUAGGCCUCCGAUGUGGUUUUCCUAACAAUGAACUACAACAGUGGGAAAACACAGACAAGAAUCAGAUUGAAGUGAACCUCAGACUGUUCGUUGUUUGGAUCUCACUGCAUCGCGUAUUCCCUUGCCAUGUUGAAUGAAUUCCAGUCAAGAAUCUGCUCUACCACGGUGCUACCUGCUAUGAGCUACUGAUCUAUAGGGAGGCUGGUUUGGAAAGAAACAAAUAAUUAAGUUGAAGCUGGCAGAGGUUCAAGGAAGGCAAAUCAGAAGGUUACUACUGUUCGUGAUAGAUCCACCACCCAAAAGUCGAGUGGCACCCAAAUCUGGCGCAGAGGACAACGAUGGAUAGAUUGGCCGCUCAGAGUUCUCUAAAAAAAAAAAAAAGGUUCCACCGCUCAGCAAUGGAGGGCACUAGGAGUAAUUGAGAAAUGACAUAGAUGCAAAAAUACUACAGUACUUAUCUGUAAUGUGUAUGCAGGAGACUGAACGAGUAUCAGUAAUUCAGUAUCGAAAGUUGUCAGCUGAUGGAAAUAGUGAUUACUCCGUAAUAAACAUUAUUCACGCU
Molecule: messenger RNA, 4393 nt
Organism: Oryza sativa Japonica Group (Japanese rice)
Lineage: Eukaryota; Viridiplantae; Streptophyta; Magnoliopsida; Poales; Poaceae
Product: pentatricopeptide repeat-containing protein At2g33680
Biological process (GO): RNA modification
Cellular component (GO): intracellular membrane-bounded organelle
Molecular function (GO): RNA binding; protein binding
Source: RefSeq, a predicted model, not a curated record